AUGCUGAAACCCUACAAGUGUGAGGAGUGCAGCAGGCAGUUCAUUCAGUCGGGUGAUUUGAAGAAACACAUGCGGACCCACACAGGGGAGAAACCCUACAAGUGUGAGCAGUGCAGCAGGCAGUUCAGCGAGCUGGGUUCUCUGAAGACUCACAUACGUACUCACACUGGGGAGAAACCCUACAGGUGCGAGGAGUGCAGCAGGCAGUUCAGUAUAUUUGGCAAUCUGAAGAGACACAUGCAGACUCACACAGGGGAGAAACCUUACAUGUGUGAGGAGUGUAGCAAACAGUUCAACACAUCAGGCAGUCUUGAGAGACACAUGCGGACCCACCAGGGGGAAACUGUAUAGAUGUGCAGCUAUGACGAGCAUUUUGCUAUAACUUGGUUUCAAGGUUCACGCAUUAUGUGAAAGCUCUUUUGAUAAAAUUGAUGUGAGUGUAGUCUUGCUUAUUUGAAUAACAUGAAAUCAUACACAUGAGAAAGCACCCUGGUCAGAAGUGUAGAGAUCGCUUUAGAAAAAUGAAAGCCUACGAGGAUAUAACAAGUGCUAAAAACAUAACCUUUAGCCUGGGCACCAUCCUCCAUAGUAACAGCUGGCUUAGCUUGCUAACCACCAUGGUUUGUAAGUGGAAAGGUUUGAGUCAACAGUUACUACAGAGGAUGGUACCCAGGGUAACAUUGCUUUAGUUAGAACAUCUAAUGUGUAUAUGUAUCUUUAUUAGUUAUAGAAUACUUGUUGAUUAUAAUGUAAUGGGUAUUUACAUAGUUCAGCUUGUAUAAUUAGUGUUCUGCUUAACCGACACCUGUUAAAGGUUGUUGGAAAGAGAUUCAGUGGAAAUGGUAUAGUUAUUGACACCGUUAGUUAUUUUUCAAUUUUUUUUUGCAUGUUCGUUCCUGAUCAGGUAGUUUGUAGGUGGAAAGUUUUGUUAUCAAGUUUGCUCGUAUAUUAUAGUGGAGUUGUUCUUUCCAUAAAUAUUACUAAAUUUAACAUUAUAUUCGUUGACGUUGAAAGUUAACUAACAGCUUACUAUUUUUGUAGCAGCUUUCUUUGGUUCUUGUUCUGUUAAUGUUGUAUUCUUUAAAUGCAUAUAUUGUUAGUUAAAGAUACCCGCAUAUCUGUGACCACGGGGUAACUUUCCGACAACUGUUAUGGUUUUGUCUGACUUAAAUCAUUUUCUAGUAUUUUUGAUUAAAUAAAAUUAGAUACAGAUGUUUGCUGUUUUGCACGUUAUGUAUGAGACAAAGAAGGAUAGUUUGAAACUUAAUUUAGUCA
Messenger RNA from Branchiostoma floridae (Florida lancelet), 1275 nucleotides. RefSeq names its product protein krueppel-like. Gene Ontology annotation, biological process: regulation of transcription by RNA polymerase II. NCBI's taxonomy places the organism in Eukaryota, Metazoa, Chordata, Leptocardii, Amphioxiformes, Branchiostomatidae. The record is from RefSeq and is a predicted model, not a curated record. Gene Ontology annotation, molecular function: RNA polymerase II cis-regulatory region sequence-specific DNA binding; DNA-binding transcription factor activity, RNA polymerase II-specific. Gene Ontology annotation, cellular component: nucleus. Bases 1 to 351 code for a protein of 116 amino acids. The transcript is spliced from 2 exons.